AUGGCCGAGCCCAUGCUGGCCGCCUACAACCCCGUGGCCGUCGAGGCCGCGUGGCAGGACUGGUGGGAGGCCUCGGGCUUCUUCUCGUGCAGCGACGACAAGAUCCGCGCGGCCAAGCCCGACGAGCGCUUCGUCAUGGUCAUCCCGCCGCCCAACGUGACGGGCUCGCUGCACCUGGGCCACGCGCUGACCGUGGCCAUCCAGGACGCGCUCACGCGCUGGCACCGCAUGCUGGGCCACGCCACGCUCUGGGUGCCGGGCACGGACCACGCGGGCAUCGCCACGCAGUCGGUCGUGGAGAAGCGCCUGCUCAAGGAGGAGAACAAGAGCCGCCACGACCUCGGCCGCGAGAAGUUCCUCGAGCGCGUGUGGGACUGGAAGAACCAGUACGAGAGCCGCAUCCACCACCAGUUCCGCAGCGUCGGCUGCUCCGUGGACUGGGACCGCAAGUACUUCUCCAUGGACGACAACUGCAGCCGCGCCGUGCGCCACGCCUUCUGCCAGCUCUGGGAGGAGGGGCUCAUCUACCGCGCCACGCGCAUGAUCAACUGGAGCUGCAAGCUCAAGACGGCGCUGUCCGAGAUCGAGGUGGACUACAUCGACAUCGAGAAGCGCACCAAGCUGGCCGUGCCCGGCCACAACCCGGACAAGAAGUACGAGUUCGGCGUGCUCACGUCCUUCGGCUACGUGGUCGAGGGCUCGGACGAGCAGAUCAUCGUGGCCACCACGCGUCUCGAGACCAUGCUGGGCGACUCGGGCGUGGCCGUCCACCCGGAGGACCCGCGCUACAAGCACCUGCACGGUAAGUUCGUGAUCCACCCGUUCAACGGCCGCCGCAUCCCCAUCGUGCUGGACCCCGUGCUGGUCGACAUGAGCUUCGGUACGGGCGCCGUCAAGAUCACGCCCGCGCACGACCCCAACGACUACGAGUGCGGCAAGCGCAACAACCUCGAGUUCAUCAACGUGCUCACGGACGACGGCGCCAUCAACGAGAACGGCGGCGAGUUCGCUGGCAUGAUGCGCUACGACGCGCGUAUCGCCGUCGAGAAGGCGCUCGAGGCCAAGGGACUGUACCACGGCAAGGAGGACAACAAGAUGCGUCUCGGCAUCUGCUCGCGCUCGGGUGACGUGAUCGAGCCGCUCGUCAAGCCGCAGUGGUUCGUCAACUGCGACCAGAUGGCCAAGGACGCCAUGGCCGCCGUCACGAACAAGGAGCUGACGAUCCUGCCCGAGAGCCACGAGAAGACGUGGUUCCGCUGGCUCGAGAACAUCCGCGACUGGUGCAUCUCGCGUCAGCUCUGGUGGGGCCACCGCAUCCCCGCCUACUUCGCGCGCGUCAUGGGCGAGGCCUUCAUUGACAAGAACGCGGAGGACGCUGGCGACCGCUGGUUCGCCGGCAUCUCGGAGGAGGACGCCCGCAAGAAGGCCGCCGGCAAGCUGGGCGUCGCCGAGGACCAGAUUGAGCUGGAGCAGGACGAGGACGUGCUGGACACGUGGGUCAGUGCCGGCCUGUUCCCGUUCGCUGUGUUCGGCUGGCCCAACAAGACGGACGACUUCGAGAACUUCUUCCCGACGGACCUGCUGGAGACGGGUUACGACAUUCUCUUCUUCUGGGUGGCGCGCAUGGUGUUCAUGGGCCAGAAGCUCACGGGCAAGCUGCCGUUCAAGACGAUCUACCUGCACUCGAUGGUGCGCGACAAGUACGGCCGCAAGAUGUCGAAGAGUCUGGGUAACGUCGUGGACCCGCUCGAGAUCAUUGCGGGCUGCACGCUCGAGGACCUGUUCAAGAAGCUCGAGAACGGCAACCUGCCGGCCAAGGAGGUGGAGAAGGCCAAGAAUGGCCAAAAGCUGGACUUCCCGCAGGGCAUCCCGGAGUGCGGUGCCGACGCGCUUCGCUUCGGUCUGCUGGCCUACACGCAGCAGGGCCGCGACAUCAACCUGGACAUCGGCCGUCUCGUGGGCUACCGCAACUUCUGCAACAAGCUGUGGAACGCUGUGCGUUUCGCCAUGUCCAACCUCGAGGGCGGCUUCUCGGCUGCCGAGAACGUGGCCGAGACCGUGCUCGCCAACGCCGUGGUGAGCUCGCGCGACCGCUACAUCCUGAGCCGCCUGAACCACGCCAUCAAGGUGUGCAAUGACUCGUUCGCCGCCUACGAGUUCGGCGAGCUGACCAACGCGCUGUACAACUUCUGGCUGUACGACCUGUGCGACGUGUACCUUGAGCUGACGAAGCCCGUGAUGAGCGGUGAGGACGCCGAGGCCAAGCUCACGGCCCAGCAGACGCUGUACGUGUGCCUGGAGUUCGGUCUGCGCCUGCUGCACCCGAGCAUGCCGUUCGUGACGGAGGAGUUGUGGCAGCGUCUGCCGGGCAAGCGCUCGACCGCGAGUAUCACGAUCGCGCCGUACCCACUCCCCAUGGAGGGCUGGACCAACCCGGACAUCGAGGCCAACAUGGAGCUGGUGAAGGAAGUCAUCCACGCCGCCCGCUCGGUGCGUGCCGAGUACGGCCUCGCGAACAACGUGCGCCCGCAGUUCUUCAUCAAGUGUAGUGACGCCGACGUCAAGGCCGUGAUGGAGGCGCAGCUGGACGACUUCAGCACGCUGGCCAAGGCUGGCGACUCCAAGUGCAUCGUGGACGAGGAGGCGCCGCAGGGCUGCGCGAUGCACAGCGUCAACGACAAGGUGCAGAUCUUCGUGCUGCUCGCCGGUCUGGUGGACUUCGCCAACGAGAUCGCCAAGCUGGAGAAGAAGCUGACCAAGAUCGCGCCGUCGCUCGCCAGUCUGGAGAAGAAGAUGGGCCGCGAGGACUACGAGACCAAGGUCCCGGAGAACGUGCGCGAGGCUGACGCCGCCAAGAAGAUCGCGCUGGAGACGGAGGUCGCCGGCAUCCACCGCGCCAUCGCCGAGUUCAAGCGCCUGCUCUAA
Messenger RNA from Phytophthora sojae, 2925 nucleotides. RefSeq lists its product as hypothetical. The record is from RefSeq and is a predicted model, not a curated record. The coding region runs from base 1 to 2925 and encodes 974 amino acids. Gene Ontology annotation, molecular function: ATP binding; valine-tRNA ligase activity; aminoacyl-tRNA deacylase activity. Gene Ontology annotation, biological process: valyl-tRNA aminoacylation. Gene Ontology annotation, cellular component: cytosol; cytoplasm. The transcript has a single exon. NCBI's taxonomy places the organism in Eukaryota, Oomycota, Peronosporomycetes, Peronosporales, Peronosporaceae.